This is a messenger RNA of Nomia melanderi (Alkali bee), 4577 nucleotides long. Its product is annotated as thrombospondin type-1 domain-containing protein 4. Gene Ontology annotation, cellular component: extracellular matrix. The record is from RefSeq and is a predicted model, not a curated record. Gene Ontology annotation, molecular function: metalloendopeptidase activity. Lineage: Eukaryota; Metazoa; Arthropoda; Insecta; Hymenoptera; Halictidae. Gene Ontology annotation, biological process: proteolysis; extracellular matrix organization.
CGGUCGAAUGGGUCCGAUGCAUCAACAGUUCGUGCUAGAUUCUAUGUUGGGAGACCUGACACCUUUUUUCUAACCUUUUUUUAAGUAGCCUGAAUGUCUCGUUUGUCAACAGCAACAACUAAUUAAUAGUCGACGAGAGGCGCCCAGAGAUUUCGGUGCAUAUAUAUCGUAUAUAUUCUGUCGUCAUUCAAAUGAUAUGCUAAAAAAUUCAGCAUGAAAUUAAGAUAUGCGUGGAAUGUGUCUGCCGGUAUGAUCACUCGGGAGCUAGACGCUUCUGAAAAUCGUGCCAGACCGGGAACGCGAUAGAGACUUCUAUGUCCGCCCAACUAUGAUGUGAACCUCUUUACUCUGCCAGACAGCUAUAACCUUCCUUUUCCUCUUGAUCACCGCACGAAAGCUCUCCUUUUUUCUAUCGGGAUCCACGCGGAAUAGCUGAAAGCUAUCUGUAUCGCGCAAAUCUAAAUUUGUAUUCCCUUUGGUGAGAUCCACUUCUAUUUUCGUGCUUGAAUGCAAGCGGCCUUGACUUUGUGCCCUUCUUGACACUUGAAUUCCUUGUUCUUGUACUCCGCGAAGAAUCGAAUUGGCUCGCGAAAUUCUGAUUCGUCAUAGAUGGCACUUUUCCUGUAAGAUUGUACAAAGAGAAUUGUAUCGACGACGUUUCUCUGAUAUUCCGUAAUGUUAGAUUAGCCGAAGUGAAUUAAUAAUUAUAAACGAUUACAAUUCAUUUUGUUGAUAAGUCUGGAAGAGGUUAUUCAAUUUUUCUAAAUCUCUUUGUCUAGUAGCCGUCUUAUAAAUAUGUAAUUAAUCAGAAUUCCUUGGAGAAACUGGUCACGAAAAAAUACGAGAAUAAACGUGAAGCGAAUGUAAUUUUUUAAUAAAUGUACAAUCACGGGGAAUGGAAUGUGAAGUAUGAUGUUAUAUAAUACAAUAAAACGUUGGAUAUGUUUGCCAAUUAAUAUAAGAAAACAAAAAUGAAUGGAAUUUAACGGAUUUAGUAAUAAGUAUUACUUUUCAGUUAGCUUUUAAAGCUAACAAUUGUCUUUUCCAUAUAAAUGCUCCUUUAAAGCUAACAGUUGACUUUUUCAUUUGAACGCCCUUUUAGGACUGACAAUUACUUUUGCAAUGAAUAAUGUUAAAAUCGGAAUUGAUCGCGGAAGUGGCAGGGCGAGAACUAUAAACCUGACCGAAACGAUGAUCGGUAGCCACUUGACGAGCGACUUAUUCAUCGAAUCCGCGGGGAAAAUCGCCUCUUCGCCGGCUGGUCCUUUUGCAAACGCGUAUUAAUAGUAAGCGAUCUCGGCAGGUCGAUAAUCGUAAAAAUAAACGGUAUCAUACUUUAUACCGGGACUUGCGUAAGUAUAGAUCCUUUCGAGUGGUUUCAUUCUUUCCGGUCUGUUUUCGUUACAAUAAAGUAACCCAGUUCCGAGAACGUUAAUAAAGAAACAAAAAAUAGAUCGCGCAACUAUCCGCUAGAGCUUUAACGAAAACUUUGGUGAGCUUGUUUGCCCUGUCAAAGUGUGAAUUAGUGAAUUCAGUGACGCCAUUGUGAACCGCAGUUACAUAAACGAAGCUUGCAUCAUAUAAUAUUCCGAAGAAGACGCGAGUGCCCCGAAAUUCGGGAAAUGGACGACUGGAGGCGGCAAAGAGCGACGAAGAAAAAAGUGUGAGUGAAAUGUGGAAUGGUGAUUUCGAUGACAGUGGAAGGAACUGAAAUAGAACUGGAGAGAUCGUGGUGCAGUGGAAAAAACGAUUACACAGGUUCGAAAGAGACGAUGAAGAAUAUUUCGCGAACUGGUCACGAAGUUCAUCACGAGGAAGACAACUGAAGAUGACCCCUUUACUUUGAACCAGGAUGCCAACGUUCUCCAAAAUGGAUCGAGCAAUCAUGUUCGUUCUAUUGAUAACUUUAACGAGUUUCUCGGGCUAUUGCAGCGGGCACUUGAUCGAUGGGAUUUUCACGGAACCGACCUUGGAGCUGGGUUACAAUCUAGUGGCCACAGUUCCAAGAGGUGCUCUGGCUCUGAACGUGACACAAUUGCGACAGACGGAGAAUUAUUUAGCGAUCAAAUUGCAAAAUGGUACCUUUUUAUUAAAUGGAAAUUACAACAUCAAUUUGUCCGGCAAAUACCAGGCGGCUGGAACAACUUUUGUUUAUCUCCGUCAAGGACCGCAACAUUUGGAAAGUUUCUCCGCUACUGGUCCGUUGCAAGAACCAAUCGAUGUUAUGGUUCUGUAUCAAGAGCCAAAUCCGGGUAUUGUUUAUCGAUAUAUCAUUCCUGGAAAUCCGAACGUCCCUACGAACACUCACUUUGGACAUAAAAUAGUUUCGAGUAAAGCUGCAGAACCUGUUCCACCGACUACUCCACAAAGAAGAGUAGAAAGUAGUUCUUCAAUCAACGAUGGAGCAUUGACGCCAUACCUAUCAAAGCGAUUCAAGAAAAGGAAAUUCGUUUGGAAAGCAAACGGUUACACCGAAUGCAGUCGAACUUGUGGCGGAGGUUUUCAAAUGCUAAAGUAUAUGUGUAUACGGGAACACACGCAAACACAAGUGCCUGAAAAAAGAUGUCACGCGAUAGAAAAGCCGCGCGAAGUACAAUUACGGUGCAGCACUACACCCUGCCCACCUAAAUGGAGAACUGGUCCUUGGAGCGACUGUUCAGUGACUUGUGGCACGGGGACUCGUGUGCGGGAAUUAGAAUGCGUGCAAGAAAUAAAACCGUCGCUGAUAAUGAGAAUAUCCGAUGGUGCCUGUAUGGAGCCGAAAAUUCUUCCUACGACUGAAACUUGUGAAAUGCCAACGUGUGAAUACGACGCUAAAAUAACGCCAACGACAAUACCGCCUCCGCAGUGGAACGUGGGCACAUGGUCUUCGUGCUCCACAUCUUGCGGACCAGGUAAAAGGACCAGAGCGGUAACUUGCGUCACACAAGGCCCUCCUUGCAAUCACGAGACGAAGCCUAUUACUCAAGAAGCUUGCGACUAUGGACCUUGUACAACUAAACUGCCAUCGUUGAACGUUGUCUCUACAAGACUUCAGAGUCCACAGUGGUUGUACACUGAAUGGUCCGAAGGGUGUUCCUCCGAAUGCGGAACUGGCGUGCAAACAAGAAAAGUUUUCUGCGAUAGCAGUCCAGGGGAGGAAAUCUGCGAUGAUUCAACUCGACCCGAAACUACAAGGACCUGCUCCAGUAACAAGACCUGUAGCGGACAAUGGUUCACAGGACCUUGGUCAGAGUGCUCCACCGAAUGUGAUUCAGGUGAACAAGUCAGAGAAGCAGUCUGCGUCACCACUCUUCGAGGAUCUCUUCGACUGGUGCUGGACAUGAACUGUCCAGCGAAUAAACCGGAAACGAGAAGACCUUGCAAUGGUCCACCAUGCGCGUCUACGUGGUUCAUAUCGGAUUGGACAGAAUGCUCUCGAUCAUGCGGAAAAGGUAUUCAAAAGAGAGAAGUAAGGUGCUUGAACAGAGACGGUCAACCUCCUGAACUUCACGAGCUCCACUGCAAGGAAAAGGACAAACCUAUAUCCAGACGAACCUGCAAUGACUAUCCUUGCAAAGACGACUUGCACAUAUCCGAGAACCAUCAUAGAGUUUUACAAGUUCAGGAUGAUCCAGAAAUCUCAAACGUUCUGGACGAAAAUCCUCAUUGCAAGGACACUGUAUCGAACUGCAAUUUAGUGUCACAAGCUCGACUCUGCAAAUACCAGUUCUACCAACAGCUUUGCUGCCUUUCGUGUUCUAGAGCGAAACAAGACCUGGAGUAAAUUCUAACCGAUCGAGCAUGUUUUCAGUGUAAAUGUAACGUUUCGGUAAUUAGCUACACUCGCGACUGAAUUACGGUAAGUGUUAUAUGUGUAGAUGUACUUACCUUCACACUGCCUAAUCAAAUUUUUGGAUGUCGAUGUUUGUACAGGGCGUUUCAGAAUUAUAAAUGCAAUUUAACUAAUUAAUUAGACGCAUAACAUAGUAUUAUUUCUGUAACAAAAUUAUAUCAUUUUUAUAUUUGAUUAGACAAAUUUUAUUUUAGACAUAUAACAAAGUUAUUUUAUAUUUAACUACAUAUGUUCAUCUGUGUAUUUAAAAUUCUGAGUUUAAAUAAUUCGUAACAGUGUAAAUUUAUUUUUUAAUUUUACACGAUAUCUCUUAUUUAUUAAUUUUUAUCUAUAAUUCUAAAACACUCUGCAAAAUUGUAUGUUUUACAUUAAGUUUACACAUUAACAUCCCGAUGCGUCCUGUUUUACGAAUCUAAUCGACCUGCGCUUUCGUAAUUAGUAGUAAAUUAUAACAUUUAUAACGUUUUGUACUUUUUAGAAAACAAAUUAUUUAUCAAGUCACGAUAAUAGUAGAUAUUCUAGAACGUACUAACUGUUUAAGUUAUCAAGGACCGAAUCGCGUAGAAAAAUUGCGUCUUCGGUGUCAUUAAAUUUCAAGAAAUGAUUUGAACGAAAUCAUCGACGAAAAAAUGUAUACUACAGUUUUAUGGAUUGUGUAAAUCGUAAUAAGGCAUUAUUGGUAUUUCAUUUGUAUUAUUUUCCGUUACCUUUACCCGUUAUAAUAAAUGUUACUUUAUGCUUU